Messenger RNA from Cadophora gregata, 1236 nucleotides. RefSeq lists its product as uncharacterized. The coding region runs from base 1 to 1236 and encodes 411 amino acids. Gene Ontology annotation, biological process: epoxide metabolic process. Gene Ontology annotation, molecular function: epoxide hydrolase activity. The transcript is spliced from 5 exons. The record is from RefSeq and is a predicted model, not a curated record. NCBI's taxonomy places the organism in Eukaryota, Fungi, Ascomycota, Leotiomycetes, Helotiales, Ploettnerulaceae.
AUGACGCUGGCGCCAGAACCGUAUACUGUCUCCAUUCCUCAGGAUAAGAUCGACAGCUUGAAGACUAAGCUAUCUCUUGCCGAGUUUCCUGACGAACUGGCAGCGUCAGAAUGGGAUUUGGGUGUACCAUUGGCGGACAUGAAAAGGCUCACAAAGGCUUGGGAGCAAUGGGAUUGGAGAGAAGCAGAAAUACGCCUCAAUCGGGUUCCUCAGUUCCAUACUCCAAUCAAUAUAGAGGGGUUCGGUGAUCUGGAUAUCCAUUUCGUGUGGCAAAGAAGCGAAGUGAAGACCGCCAUCCCGCUUCUGUUUGUUCAUGGAUGGCCAGGAUCUUUCAUAGAAGUGCUAAAAAUACUUCCGCUACUCUCCAAACCUGGUGGUCCAGCUUUUCACGUUGUUGCGCCGUCUCUUCCUAAUUUUGGAUUCAGCGAAGGACCGAAGAAACGAGGUUUCGCCGCUGCACAAUAUGCAGAAACUUGCCAUAAGUUGAUGCUGUCUCUCGGAUACAACGAAUAUGUAACGCAAGGAGGCGAUUGGGGCUUCACAAUCACACGUUCAAUCGGCUAUCUGUAUCCAGACCACUGCAGAGCAAGUCAUAUCAACAUGGUCCAUGCCCAUCCACCAACAUUUAUGAAAAAUCCUGUGCUUGCACUGCAACACUCUCUCACGUCUUACUCUCAAAGAGAGGAGGAUGGAUUCAAGCGCACGAGGUGGUUCUCCAAGGAGGGUAGAGGGUACAACCUAGCACAGUCAACGAAGCCGCAGACCUUGGCUUACGCUUUGAAUGACUCACCGGUGGCCCUCCUAGCCUGGAUCUAUGAGAAGCUACACGACUGGACGGAUGGUUAUCAAUGGAAAGAUGACGAAAUCCUUACAUGGAUAAGUAUUUACCAAUUCAGUCGCAUGGGACCUGGGGCAGCACACAGGAUCUAUUACGAAGUGCAGCACACUCAACCAGGACCAGGGAAGACGACUUCUGCAGAGACCAGUGGAUACAUUUGUGUGAAACUGGGACUGGCAUACAAUCCCAAGGAAUUAAUGGUAUAUCCGAAAACAUGGUGUCGUACUCUGGGCCCAGUGGUUUACGAAUCCUAUAACAACUCCGGAGGUCAUUUUUACGCUACUGAGCACCCUGAAUGGUUAGCAAGGGAUUUGAGGACGAUGUUCGGGAGAGGUGGUGGAGCUUUUGGUGCUGUAAAGAACAACAAUGGUUAUGGUAGCGACCGGGCAAGACUUUAA